UCCAAGCUGGAUCAGUCACAACUCACAACCAAUUUCUUCAUUCACUUCUCAUCUCUCUCAUUCUUUCUUUUAGUCAGAGAAAAUAUAUCCAAGAUGAUGAGCUCCUCUUCUCUUCCACUUCUUAUUCUGUUCCUUUCUAUAGCUACAACUCAAGCUUUACUCAACUCCAAGACUUCUAAUAUCUCAGCCAUUUAUGUGUUUGGAGACUCUACAGUCGACCCAGGAAAUAACAACUAUAUUGAUACCAUUUUCAGGAGCAAUUUUCCACCCUAUGGAAGGAAUUUUCCUAACCAGAUCCCAACCGGAAGGUUCUCCGAUGGCCGGAUUCCCCCCGAUUUCAUCGCUUCUUACCUGGGAAUCAAAGACUACGUCCCUCCAUAUUUGGAUAACUCACUUAGCUUAGAGGAUUUGAUGACCGGAGUUAGCUUCGCUUCGGCGGGUUCGGGUUAUGACCCACUUACAGCAACACUAAGUAAUGUAAUUCAGUUGCCUAUGCAACUGGAAUAUUUUAAGGAGUACAGAACAAAGAUAGCAAAUGCAAUUGGAGCAAACAGGACCCAAGAUCACAUGAAGAAUUCUGUGGCUGUCAUUAGCUGUGGAACUAAUGAUUUUGUGGUGAAUUACUUUGGCAUGCCAAUUAGACGUCAGAGGUAUACCACUGCAAGUUACCAGCAGUUCUUGUUACAAAAUCUCCGGCAUUUGCUACAGGGCUUGUGGGAGCUUGGGAUUCGUAUACGCGUCUCUGGUCUUCCACCAAUGGGUUGUUUGCCGGAAGUUAUGACCGGUCAUCAUGAAUUUAUUUACCGAGAUUGGAAUCAGAAGCUUCAAGAUGAGUUAGUGGCAAUCCAAAACAGUGUAGCUUCAGGAGGUCUCAUCGUCUAUGCAGACAUAUACAGUCCAUUAGCUGACAUGAUCCAAUACCCCGAAAACUAUGGUUUCGAGGAGACGAGUAGAGGUUGCUGUGGGUCAGGGUUGAUAGAAGCAUCCUUCACUUGUGGUCCCAACACUAUGGUCUGUCCUGAUGCCACUAAGUAUGUGUUUUGGGAUGCUAUUCACCCAACAGAGAGAGCCUAUUACUUCAUCUCCACCAGCUUCCAAAAAAUCAUUGAUUGUUUCUUAUAGCCUUCCCCUUAAUUAGUUUUAGUAUAACUGCUUCAAGGGCUUAAUUACAGCUUAAAUAAGUAAGGGGAAAUCUGUUUGGCUGAGGUGUCAAUAGCCUGAUUAACCAACCCAUUUAUGUAUUUACAUUUUUAAUGAGAAUACUCCAAAAUAUUCCAAUAAUGUAAUUAACUCUUGCCAAAGCACUGAUUAGGGUUGAAUGA
Messenger RNA from Macadamia integrifolia, 1322 nucleotides. Its product is annotated as GDSL esterase/lipase At5g45960-like. The record is from RefSeq and is a predicted model, not a curated record. Gene Ontology annotation, molecular function: hydrolase activity, acting on ester bonds. NCBI's taxonomy places the organism in Eukaryota, Viridiplantae, Streptophyta, Magnoliopsida, Proteales, Proteaceae.